Molecule: messenger RNA, 2765 nt
Organism: Parnassius mnemosyne (clouded apollo)
Lineage: Eukaryota; Metazoa; Arthropoda; Insecta; Lepidoptera; Papilionidae
Source: the annotation of a GenBank genome assembly
CAAAAAAGUAUCGAUAUUUCUUUUAAAGUAUUGAAUUCCUAUCUAUUUCAAUAUAUUUUAAAUAUAUUAAUGGACAAAACAUUUAACAACAAAAAAAGAGCUGCAGUAUUCAUGUGGUUGUCGUUUUUUUUUUUCGUCGUCCAACCGUCUGUAAUACGGAUCUUAUCCUUACAUCAUGCAAAUGAUGAUGAUAUAUCGAUAUUUAUCACACGAUAUACAUGUAUCGAUGCUGUUUAAAAAUACUGAUUCAAUAUAUUUUCUUCCCUUGCCCAUCCCUAGGAGGGCGGCACUGAAAAUUUCGCGAAUCAAGACACAACAUUAAUAUUUAAAAAUGUAUUUAUUGCUUUUCGAAGUAUUCUCCGCGAAAUUUGACACAUUUUUGUAUACGAUGGAACCAAUCAUUGAAGCAACCAUUCCAUUCGGAAGUUGGGGUCUCCAAAAUGGCCGUUUUGUAGGCGUCCACAGCUUCUUCAAGUGAUGAAAAUCUCUGUCCACGCAAUUUAAUGUUUAUUUUAGGGAAAGUAUAGAAAUCAUUAGGACUUAGGUCGGGGCUGUACGGCGGAUGGUCUAAUAAUUCUAUGUUUUCUUGCUCUAAAAACUUUUGUUCUGUGUGCGGUGUGAGAACUCGCAUUGUCGUGAUGGAGGACGAUGUGGCGGUUGCAGUUCUCUUUACGGAGUUCAGAAACGACCUGUGGCAAACAAAUGCUAGCAUACAAUUCUGCAUUAACAGUUCUUUGUCCCUCAAGAGGAAUAGUCGUAACAUGGCCGGUUUAGGAGACAAACGUGGCCACCAUUUUUUUUGCAACACUCCGUGAACGAACAAUUUUUGUUGGCUUUAACUCAUUUCCGAACACCCAAACUCGUGACUGGUUUUUUGUUUCGGGUUCGUACGCGUAUAUCCAGGAUUCGUCAUCUGAUACGAUGUUGUAUACAGCAUUUGAGGAUCCUGCGUGGAAUCUUUCGAGAGUUCUGACGCACCAAGUAACGCGAGCCGUUUUUUGCUCUUCACAGAGCAAAUGCGGUAUCCAUCGGGAAAACAACUUUUUUACACCUAAUUGUUCAUGCAAGAUUAUUUGUAUUUGACUCAUGGCAAUAUCUAAAGUUGCCUGAAUUUCGCGGUAUGUCACAUGUCGAUCUUCCUCAAUCAGCUUAAGCACAGCAUCAACGUUUUCUUGGGUGACUGCAGUUUUGCACGACCUUGACACGUCCACGUUAAAAUUCAGCAAACCAGCGAUAAAUUUUGGUUUUGGAUGGGGCUUCAUCACCAAAUGCAGAAAUCAUCCGGUCAACACACUGUUUUUGUGUUAAACCACUUCGAAAGUCAUAAUAAAUCAUUGCUCUUGAAUUUUCUCGAGUCAAUUCCAUUUUCUCAACGACUAAACAAGUUUGACAAAACCUUGUGACAAGACCGAGAAUCUUUUUUUAAAUAAAUAAAUGGUAUUCGAUUUUUAAAACCUAGGACUAUUCAAUUUAAAAAAAUUUAAUAUGACAGGAACAGUGGAAAUAUCCCAUUCCCGAUCUUUUAGUGCAGCCCUCGUACAUAGGGACACAAUCAUCUGUAUCUUUACAGCUCAUUUAAAGUCCACUCAACAACACAAGCCUUAUAGAUUACCACAAAGUAAGGUUCUGAAUCACGAGCUUCCUACUACUUCCUGUAUGCCUCACCGAGCCUUGCUCUACCUAGCGGGGGAGUAACCGUACACUUCCUGGUAUGAGCCUGCAAUUUCAAGUAUCACUUGAGCAUACUGAUACAGAAGGCCAUGACAGUUAUUUAUGUUGUAAUGUGGACUUGGGAGAUGUUAGGAUUGCACAGCGACCCAAUGUUUUACUCAAAUUAUAUUAAGAAAAUUGAGAUUGCUUUCUUUUUUUAGGUGCAAUUGUUGUUACAACACCUCAGUCAGCAGCUCUACAAGUUACAAAACGAGGUGUUAAUAUGUUUGAAAAAUUAAAAGUUCCUAUAAUUGGCCUGGUGGAGAACAUGUCCCAUGCUAUGUGUCCAAAAUGUGGUACGAAAAACUUCAUAUUUGGUAAUGAAACUAAAAAGACUGCUGACGAAAUGGGCCUUGAGAUCAUUGAAAGUUUCGAAGUGGAUUCAAACAUGUCCGAGUGUAUAAAUAGUGGUAAGCCAGCGAUAUAUGCACUACCGGACAGCAUCCAUGCAGAGAAGUAUAGACAAUUAGCAAACAAAGUGUUCAAGUAUAUAGCCAAUAAGGAUAAUAAGCAGGCAAAAGCUAAGGAGCAGUAGGUCUCAUUAAACAUAUACAAGUAGUUGUUGAAUUUCAUUUAUUUUAAAUAUUUUACAAAUAUAUCUGUUAUAUAAAAGAUGUUUGUUUGACUUACAUAGUAUCAUAUAACAUUAUGGCAAAUAGCUCAGAUUUCCCUGUCACGGUUGUGCGCGGGUUAUACGCUUCUUAUUAUGAAAUAAAAGAUGAAAUGUCAUUUGAUAUUUAUUGGGAACAAUUUACCUGAAAUUCGACUUCAAUUAACAAAGUGGAAAAAAAAUACUAUAAAAAUAUUGUCUUUUAAAUAAUUUUUUUGAAGAAAAUCUUAAUUUGCUAAAUGAUUUAGGAAACAAGCGAUAAUAAUAAUUUCUUGGCUCUUAUGGCUACUGGAAUAUAUUCAAUUAAAAUUAACAAUAUAUUAUGUUCUCUUGUUGUUUGGGAAUUAAAAACUAUAUUAAUAAAGUAAAGUCACUUUAGUCAAUAAGUACAAGAGAAGAACAUAUUCAUUUAUACUGACAUGGAAGGAUUCUGAAUAUAAGCACU